This is a messenger RNA of Fomitiporia mediterranea MF3/22, 492 nucleotides long. RefSeq lists its product as uncharacterized. The record is from RefSeq and is a predicted model, not a curated record. Bases 1 to 492 code for a protein of 163 amino acids. Lineage: Eukaryota; Fungi; Basidiomycota; Agaricomycetes; Hymenochaetales; Hymenochaetaceae. The transcript has 4 exons.
AUGUCAAGAGGUGAUGUGGGAAACAGUCGCAUAGUGAUUACAAUCUACCACCUCUUCGUCACCUUUAUUAUAGUUGUAUUUGGUGCAUGGAAGGCAGCAGCUGUCUCUCAAGACAAGGCAAUCUUGUCGGACACGCUAGAUUGGAUUGUCGGUAUUAUCAUCGGCGUGUUGCUCUUUGCGCUGAGCGAAAUCAAGAACUAUCAGAUUCCUGCACUCGAUUGGCUUUUUCGCCGUAACAUCAGGGACUUUCUCUGGUACUUUUUUGACGAAUCUGUUCGGGAGGAUGGUGAUAAUAUUGACCUAAUUGAGCGUCGUUCCGGCAAUCCCCCACGCCUACCAACGCUAUCUUUUGACGGACGAGAUACUGUGCUGGAUGUGCCUCGGGAUUACAGUGAGGGAGAAGAGUUGGUUGAUUCUCCUCAGGAAGAACUCGAUGGCCUGCUCAUUUUCAAUGACCCGGAUGAGUCGGGAUCGGAAUUACGCAGGCGCUAG